Molecule: messenger RNA, 3992 nt
Organism: Cryptomeria japonica (Japanese cedar)
Lineage: Eukaryota; Viridiplantae; Streptophyta; Pinopsida; Cupressales; Cupressaceae
Product: exocyst complex component SEC15B
Exons: 2
Coding region: 833-3208 (791 amino acids)
Biological process (GO): intracellular protein transport; exocytosis; Golgi to plasma membrane transport
Cellular component (GO): membrane; exocyst
Source: RefSeq, a predicted model, not a curated record
AUGAAGAUUGUUUCCUUUCUAUGGCAACUGGAAUUCCCCGAGGAAUACAAUACUACUAGUAGGAAUCAUUCUAAAGUUGAAUAGGCCGUGGCGCCGGCCCUUUUCAACUGUGCAAGAUACGAAAAUCCCGAUGAAAAGAUAUUUUUUUAGAGUUGAUCGUGGAUUUUAAGAUCGGAUUUUCAACGAAAGGGCAUUUAAUAUUCCAACAGGUCAUCGGGCUAAAUUAUCUGUCCACACGUUCAAUAUAAAUUUCUUCUCUGGCAUGUGGUGCUCUUUAAUGGAGGAUACUCUUAACCCUUUAUUUUUAUCAUUCCCCAAGAAGAGUAUACACUGGAUUUGUAUUUAAUGAAGCUUCUUAAUCGCUUCGUAGGUUGACCAAAUGCAUAAAUUGAAUAGCAAAUUGGGUUCAUAAUGGUCAGACAAUGAUAUAGUUCAUAGGCUAAUUUGCUGUAAUGAAAGCAACAUUGGGAUUAGAGCCCCAUCUGAGAUGAUGAUAAUUUUAACUACGAAACCCAAUUCUUACAAUACCUUUUCAAUGCAACCAAAAUGAGCUUUUACAGAAAAACCGCCCACCCAGAAGUGCUGCACAGAACACAUGCCCUGCGUGACAAUUAAAUUCAAUUCUGACACAACUUGUGCAGCUUUUCAUUUUAACUUUUGUAAAGUCCAUUGAUCUGAAUUGGGUACUAAACAGUUUUAGUUAGUUAAGGCCCAGGGAUCAGAUUCUUUUCCUGUCCACAUGAUCAAAAGACAAAUGAUUUUGAGUAAAAACUACAGGCUUGGGCAUUAUUUGUUUUAAUUUUGAAGGAACUGGGUUAAGAUCUGAGUAAAUAUGGCGCAGCCUAAGCCGAGGAGAAGGAUGGCUCCUUUGGAGAAUGGAGAUAAGGAAGAAAGAGAGGAAGACUUAGCGGUGGCUCUAACUAUAGCCAAUGGUGAGGAUCUAGGUCCCCUUGUUAGAAAAGUUUUUGAGGUGGGCAAGCCCGAAUCUUUGCUCCACCAGCUGCGCUAUUUUGUCAAGAAAAAGGAAGUGGAGAUCGAGGAUGUGUGUAAAUUACACUACCAGGAUUUUAUUCAUGCGGUGGAUGAGCUCCGGGGGCUUUUAGUUGAUGCAGAUACGCUUAAAAAUUCCCUUGCUGGCGUGAAUUCGGAUAUGCAGGAGGUGGGGAAUCCUCUUCUAGGUAAGCUUGAAGAGUACAUAGAAGCGGAGGGGGUGAAGAAGAAUAUAUCAGAGGCAAUGCAGGGGGUUAAAUUAUGUGCAGAGGUCAUGGAACUGUGUGCCAAGGCAAACAAGCACAUUUUGAAUGAUAAUUAUUACAUGGUGUUGAAGAGCUUGGAUGUGAUUGAAAGGGAUUACCUGGUGAAGAUACCAUCUUCGACUUUAAGACAGAUGGUGGAAAGGCAGAUUCCUGCAAUGAGGAGUCAUGUGGAGAAGAGAGUUACAUUGGAGUUCAAUGAUUGGCUUGUGCAGAUCAGAUCUACUUCCAGGGAAAUUGGGCAGUUGGCCAUUGGUCAAGCUUCAUCCUCUCGUCAACGAGAGGAGGAAUUGAGGAGGAGGCAGAGAGAGGCAGAGGAAAAGAGCAGGGUGAGUUUAAGGGAUUGUGUUUAUGUCUUGGAGACAGAGGAUAUGGAGGACACUGAAUCUUUCUUGAAGUUUGAUUUGACUCCUGUUUAUAGAGCAUACCAUAUAAAUACAUGCCUUGGAUUGGAGGAGCAAUUUAAGGAGUACUAUUAUGAGAAUCGCAAGUUGCAGCUGAAUUCAGAUUUUCAAAUUUCUUCUAUGCAAGCUUUUCUUGAGUUUCAUCAGAUUUUCUUUGCACAGAUUGCUGGUUUUUUCAUUGUGGAGGAGCGGGUUCUGCGGACUGGGGGUGGGUUGAUCUCUAGGCAGAAGGUGGAGGAUAUAUGGGAUAUGGCUGUCAACAAGAUGUGUUCUGUUUUGGAGGAUCAGUUCUCCAGAAUGCAGACUGCAAAUCAUCUUCUUCUCAUUAAGGAUUAUGUUAGCCUAUUAGGAGUGACCUUGAAAAGGUAUGGUUAUCGAGUUGAUCCUCUUCUUGAUGUAUUGAAUAGAAAUAGGGACAAAUACCAUGAACUUCUACUCAGUGAUUGUAAGAAACAGUUCAGUGAUGUUAUUGUCAAUGACAAGUAUGAACAGAUGGUGAUGAAGAAAGAGUAUGAGUACAACAUGAAUGUUUUGGCAUUCCAUAUACAGACAUCAGAUAUCAUGCCUGCGUUCCCUUACAUUGCCCCAUUUUCUUCUGCAGUUCCAGAAUGUUGCCGAAUUGUGAGAUCAUUUAUUGAGGAUUCAGUGAGCUAUAUGUCAUAUGGAGGUCAUAUGGAUUUCUAUGAUGUGGUGAAGAAGUAUUUGGAUAAACUGUUGACAGAAGUUUUAAAUGAGUGCCUGGUUAAAUUUAUCCGAAAUUCAACAUUUGGGGUAUCUCAAGCCAUGCAGCUUGCUGCUAAUUUGUCCAUUUUGGAACGUGCUUGUGAUUUUUUUAUAAAGCAUGCUGCCCAACUUUGUGGCAUUCCAUUACGUUUGGCUGAAAGACCUCGUGCACAGUCUGUAUUGAAUAAUCCUCAAGAUGCUGCUUAUGAGACUAUGCUAAGGCUUGUCAAUUCUAAGAUUGAAGAGUUUAUGACGCUUACUGAUAAUAUCAACUGGGCAGCUGAGGAUUUUCCACAAAAUGGUAAUGAGUAUGUUAAUGAGGUGAUAAUUUAUUUGGAGACACUUGUUUCAACAGCACAACAAAUAUUGCCAUUGCAUGCUUUAGAUAAAAUGAUCAAUGGUGUUCUUAAGCACAUAUCAGAUUGCAUUGUAGCCACAUUUCUUGGCGAUAAUGUGAAGAGGUACAAUAUGAGUGCUGUUAUGGGAAUUGAUACCGAUUUGAAACUGUUAGAGUCUUUUGCUGAUAAUCAAUUUAAUGAGAGUGGAUUGCACGAGCUUGAAGGCGCAGUACAUCCAAAGCACUUCUUGGAAGAGGCAAGGCAGCUGGUUAAUCUUUUAUUGAGCAACCAUCCAGAAACUUUUCUCAAUCCUGUUAUUAGGGAGAAACAUUAUAGUGCUUUGGAUUACAGAAAGGUAGCCAUCAUCUCUGAAAAAUUUAAGGAUUCAUCUGACAGACUAUUUGGGAGCUUUGGUGGGCGUACUUUAAAGCAAAAUCCAAAGAAAAAAUCACUGGAUACAUUGAUAAAGAGAUUGAAAGAGUUGAAUUGAUUCAUAGAGGACAAUGUUUUAUUAUACAGAGUAGGUAUGUGUAUGUUGCUAAUCUUUUGCCAACCCAGUGUCUUAUCAAGAAGUUUCUGAAUUUUUCUAGAUAAAUUCAUAAUAAGUUUGGAGACCAACAAUAUAAAUACUAAGAGGGGACUAUGUAUUAGUUGCAUCAUCACUCGUGCUGGGUAAGCCCUUCUGAAGUCAGUUCUGGAACUGCCAUCUUUAAUGCAUUUUUAUUCUAUUCUCGUGCACAUGUAACAAAAGCAAAACUUCUGGAUCUGCAUUCUCUUUUCUCUUCUUUCCAGUUGUUAUUUUUAAUCUUUCUGGAUGGCCUUGAACCCAGAACAUUAACAUGUUGAAUCAGAGAGUCUUUUUCACUUCUUUAUUAGAAGAAGAAAGGAAUCUUAGCUGCCAAGUUUUCAAAAGAAUUUCAUUUUAGAGUUUGGAGCCCCGGCAAUGUAAAUACUAAGAGGAGACUGUGCGAGAUGCAUUGUUAUAUAUUGUGCAAGCUCUUCUGCUGCAAUCUAGAAGUACCAUCUCUAAUGCAUUUUUAUUUCCAUUUCAUACACAUUUAUCAAAACAGCAUCUGAACACAUCAGUUAGUUGAUCUGUAUCUACUUUGGUAGGUCCACAAUGCUUGAACGAAUUGUUACUCCAGAAUAGGAGAUUUAUCAAUCUUCCUUGCCACUUAAGGAAAUGUAAUGUAGUGAUUCUAGCAAAUGACAUGCAGAUGGGCAUGCUUGUGUAGGAGAAAAAGGAAGGAGAAAAGAAGUAAUUUGCUUUAUCA